Messenger RNA from Pistacia vera, 750 nucleotides. RefSeq lists its product as uncharacterized. Bases 1 to 750 code for a protein of 249 amino acids. The transcript has 2 exons. NCBI's taxonomy places the organism in Eukaryota, Viridiplantae, Streptophyta, Magnoliopsida, Sapindales, Anacardiaceae. The record is from RefSeq and is a predicted model, not a curated record.
AUGAAAGGAAUGGGAUCCACCAUUAAGUGGUCGGGCAAGCUCAAUCCCGAGGCAAGGAGAGACAAGACCAAGUGGUGCGAGUUUCACGGCGACUAUGGACACAACACCGCAAACUACAUCGCCUUGCGGCUAGAGGUCGCUACACUUCUGAAGAGGGGACAUCUCCAAGAUCUGCUAACAGAUAAGGGGAAGAACACCAUUAGCCAGAAAAGCUCAAAAGAACCAUCACCACCUCCCGGGAACCCACACCGAAAGGGCUUUGUUCGCUCAUCUCCAGAGGAUGACAAGCCGGUCACCUUGGCCACUCCUUAUCACAAUGCUCUGGUCGUCUCCAUGCAGAUCGCUAACAUCCUAGUGAAGAGAGUAUUCGUAGAUGGAGGAUCUUUAGCAAACAUCCUAUUCCUCGAAGCAGUGAAGGCUAUGAGACUGGAAGAAGCAAACAUCAAUAUGCGGCCGACACUGCUGGUUGGGUUCAGCUUUGAGCAGAAGUACACUAUCGGGGAUAUCAUCCUCCCUAUCUAUGCCGACAAAGUAAACAAACAGACCGUCUUUCUAGUGAUCGAUUGCCCCUCUCCCUACAACGUCAUCUUGGGUCUACCCUGGAUCUACGACAUGAGAGCAAUCCCAUCUACCUUCCACCAGACGAUCAGGUUUCCAACCAAAUGGGGGGUACGAGAGAUCAAGGGCGACCCCAAAGCUUCCAGAGACUGCUACAAGAAUGCCUUUAAGGGCAAAGGUAACUCUUCAUAG